AUGGCAUUGGGUUGGAACAAGAGAAAUAUUAGAAUUUUAUCCAUAACUGGGGUUUUGUUAUUCGUUAUAUUUUUGAUUAGUCAAAAUAAUAAUGGGAUGUUAACAGAUCCUAGUGGACUAAUUUCUGAUGCUUUUGAGUCUACUUCUGUUAAAGGUAUGAUAGAUAGUGAUAAUGUUCGUGUUGGUGGUAAAGUAAGAUAUUCUUCUGACGAUCUAGUCAAAGGUACGGCUAAAGACGAUAAAGUUAAUGCUGAAAUUGAUAAGAUUAAAGAAGAAGUAGGGUUACCAUUUAAUGAUAAUAAUAAUAAUAAUAUUGCUAACAAGAAAUUGACGACUGAUAAUAAUAAAAAUAAUGUUGUCAACGAAAAAUCUACAGUUCAAAAUAAUGCUGCUCAACGUGCUGUUCAAGGUGGAUCAGAACCUGUAAAGUUUGACCCUGCCCAGGAAUAUGCUAUAAUCAGCGAAUUAUCUCCAAUCAUCUUAUAUACAAAGACUUUCUGUCCUUACUGUAAAAGAUUGGCUAAACUAUUGGAAGAAUCUUAUUCUUUCCAACCAGAAUUCCAUGCUGUUAAAUUGGAUAAACAUACUCACGGUGAUGAGUUACAACAAUUUGUUAACAAACAAACUGGUCAUAAUACCGUGCCAAAUUUUGUAAUUAAUGGGAAAUCAUUAGGUGGUUAUGAUGAUAUUUUGAAAUUGCAUGAAGCAGGCAAAUUAAUAGAAACCAUCCAGGAGAUGAGUGAUUAUUCUGUUGUCGUCAAAGCUAUUGAAAAGCCAUCAAAUUCUUAA
Messenger RNA from Vanderwaltozyma polyspora DSM 70294, 789 nucleotides. RefSeq names its product glutaredoxin. Lineage: Eukaryota; Fungi; Ascomycota; Saccharomycetes; Saccharomycetales; Saccharomycetaceae. Gene Ontology annotation, molecular function: glutathione disulfide oxidoreductase activity. The record is from RefSeq and is a predicted model, not a curated record. Gene Ontology annotation, biological process: cellular response to oxidative stress. Gene Ontology annotation, cellular component: Golgi lumen; fungal-type vacuole; cytoplasm. The transcript has a single exon. Bases 1 to 789 code for a protein of 262 amino acids.